This is a messenger RNA of Ochotona princeps (American pika), 918 nucleotides long. RefSeq names its product proline-rich protein 2-like. The record is from RefSeq and is a predicted model, not a curated record. The transcript is spliced from 2 exons. NCBI's taxonomy places the organism in Eukaryota, Metazoa, Chordata, Mammalia, Lagomorpha, Ochotonidae. The coding region runs from base 1 to 918 and encodes 305 amino acids.
AUGGAGGGCCUCCCGGCUGACCACGGCCCCGCCACGCGCGCCAGCGGCCUCCCCGCGGCUGCGCAGGAACCAUCCAACCAGAGCUCAACUCCGCGCCCCUACCCCGUGCCUGCAGCCCCCCGGCCCCCCGGCCCCCCGGCCCCCCGGCCAGCUCAGCCCCCCGGCCCCCCGGCCCCCCGGCCCCCCGGCCAGCUCAGCCCCCCGGCCAGCUCAGCCCCCCGGCCCCCCGGCCAGCUCAGCCCCCCGGCCCCCCGGCCAGCUCAGCCCCCCGGCCCCCCGGCCAGCUCAGCCCCCCGGCCAGCUCAGCCCCCCGGCCCCCCGGCCAGCUCAGCCCCCCGGCCCCCCGGCCAGCUCAGCCCGGGACCCCACGCACGCCCAGCGGAGGCCACACACCUACGCAAACGCGGCCUUUCCUUGCAGCCCCGGCUGCGUCACCGCCGCGGGCCCACCCGGCAAAGUUUGAAGCGGACGCCGAGCGGAGAGCGGGGUCCGCCGGGCGCACAGACCUCGGGAUGCCGGGGCGCGGCCUCCCCUUCCCUCCGCCGGGGCCCUCGGCACCCCCGGGAGGGCCGGACACCCCCACCCCCGCUCGCCGGGACCCCUGCUCACCGCUCGGCGCCGGCAGCAGGGCCGGUCACUGCUCGGCAGGCGUCGGCCGCCCCGGCCCCUCGGGCCCCGCGCCCCCGGCCCCGCUCCGCGCCCCCGCGACCUGGGCGAGCGCAGCUCGUGCACGCGCGGCCCGCAGGGCGGCCAGGAGCAUGCGCAGCUCGGUCAUACCGGGCCCGAGCCCCCACGGCCGGGUUGACCCUGCGCGGCGGCCCGGGCACCUCGGCCAAUCGGCUCUCGGGGGCGGGGCCGGGGGCGGGCCCAGGGCGCAGUUGGUGGGGCGGGGCGCCAGGGCCGCGGGGCGGGGCUUGA